AUGUCCACUCACACGUAUAAGAAGUUUGAAAAUUCGGAGGCUGGCGAGCUCCCAGAUAAGAUGACAAUCUAUCAGGAUUGUAUGAGCGAGUUCAACGAAUCGCCCAUCAAUGCUAAGAGAUGUCGUCUUUUGAUCUCUCGCUUACUGAGGUUGUUGGCGCAGGGAGAGACAUUUCCUGAGAAUGAGGCCACUGCAUUGUUCUUUUCCAUAUCGAAGCUUUUCCAACACCAGAAUGAUUCGUUGAGACAGGCGGUCUACCUUGCUAUCAAGGAAUUGAGUGGCAUUUCGCAGGAUGUUUUAAUGGCAACCUCGUCGAUCAUGAAGGAUAUCCAAAAUGGCUCUGAUCUGGUCAAACCAAACGCCAUUAGAUCGCUGACCGCGGUCCUGGAUGAGUCUACAGCGUUCUCGGCGGAGAGGUUACUGAAAAGUGCUCUUGUGAAUAAACACCCUUCUAUCUCAUCUGCAGCGCUGUGCACGUCUUACAAUCUCUUACCAAUCGCUGAAGUGACCGUGAAGAGGUUCGCCAAUGAGACCCAAGAGGCAGUGGCUGAUCUGAAAUCUUUUCCGCACAGAAACCUGGUUGGCGACUAUUACCCAAACUCUACUUUUAUCAGUCAAUACCAUGCAUUGGGGCUUUUGUAUCAGCUAAAGAAGAAUGACAAAAUGGCUUUAUUGAAAUUGAUCAGGCAAUUUUCAAGCAAUAACGCUUUGAAGAACCAACUUGCUAAGAUUGAGCUGGUUAAAUUGGUCAGCGAGCUGGUCACCAGAGAUAACCAGUUGUUCUCAGAUUUCCAACCUCUUCUGAUGGAAUGGCUGUCAAACAAAUAUGAAUCCGUGCAAUUGGAGACCGCCAAAUUGGUUACUAAUUUUGCCGCUCAUCACUCUCGUCUGGUUUCUUCUGAACUGAUCGCUUCUGCCAUCACGACUUUGCAGUCAUUACUGACAGUUCCUCGUGUCUCUGCAAAGUUCGCUGCCCUGCGUAUCUUGAACAGGAUCUCUAUGGUUUCUCCAGAGAGAAUUGUUGUUUGUAAUCCUGAGUUGGAAUCCUUGAUUAAUGAUCCGAACAGAAACAUCUCGACCUACGCUAUUACGACUUUACUGAAGACAGGUACUGCAAAGAAUAUCGCGUCACUGAUCUCUACAAUUACCAAAUUCAUUCAUGACGUUUCGGACGACUUCAAGAUUAUCAUCAUCGAUGCUGUUCGCUCGUUAUCACUAAACUUCCCUAAUGAGUGGAAAACAGUGUUACAGUUUCUCAUUGAUGUGUUGAAAAACGGCGAAGGCGGAUUCAAGUUCAAGAACAACGUUGUUGAAGCACUUAUCGAUCUUGUCACGUUUAUUCCACAGGCGAAGGAGAUGGCUCUGGAGAAUUUGUGUGAUUUCAUCGAGGAUUGUGAGUUUAAUGAAAUAUUGGUGAGAAUUCUUCAUCUAUUAGGGAAGGAGGGUCCAUCGACUUCGAAUCCUUCACUGUAUGUGAGACAUAUUUACAACAGGGUCGUUCUAGAGAAUUCCAUUAUCAGAUCAGCCGCUGUGAUUGCAUUGUCUAAAUUUGCCUUGACCAAGAACGAUCCUUCACUGAGUGAUUCUAUUGUCAGCUUGCUGCGGAGAAUUGCUAAUGAUCCAGAUGACGAAGUUAGAGACAGAGCCACUAUUGCUUUGAAAUUCAUUGAAAGCGCUAAAAGGGACCAAGAUACUGAGUCUCGGAAAUUCAUUCUUUCGACAUAUUCGUUCGAUUUCGCAUCUUUGGAAUCGAAGCUAUCCUCAUACAUUUCCUCUAAUACCGACUCUUUCAAAACACCUUUCGAUGUGACCUCGGUGCGCAGAUUGUCUGACGGUGACAUUAAGGCCUUGGACUUAAAGAGGAAGCAAGGCAAAUUCUUGAAAGGUACUCUAGAAGGUAGCGCGGAAAGUACGCCAGGCAUUGCUGAAGAGGAGAUGCUCCCAGAAAGACUGGAUAACUCGUAUGUUGGCCCUAGCGUCGACGAGCAUGAACUGGACAUGUUGAGCACAAAAUAUGCUGAAGAGCUGAUGGCUAUUGACCAAGUCAAAGAUUUUGGUGCCUUGGUGAAUAGUUCGAAAAUUGUUCCCCUCACCGAGCCAGAAGCUGAAUUUGUUGUUCGCGGAGUUAAGCACCUAUUUAAGGACAACGUCGUUUUCCAAUUCAACAUCACAAACACACUUACAGACACAGCCCUCGAAGGGGUUUCCGUGACUUGCACACCAGAGCUCGAAGCCUCAAGCCUCCAGGAGCUAUUUACCAUUUCAAUUGAUCAAUUACUCCCAUCUGCGGAAGCUGCAUGUUACGUGGCGUUCAAGAAGACUGAGGAGAUUGUGAUGGAAAGCUUCUUAGCCAAUUUAAUGUUCACCACGAAGGAGAUCAAUCCAGAAACCAAUGAACCAUUUGCGGGCGAUGAGGGUUUCCAAGAUGAAUAUGAUAUUGACUCCAUUUCGCUGAACGCUGGUGAUUAUAUCAAGAGCUCUUAUGUUGGAGAUUUUGCGACCGCUUUUGAUGGCCUUCCAAACGAAGAGGUCGCAGUUUUCAACAUUAAGGAGAAUAUAUCGUUACAAGAACUGGUAGAUAGGCUGGUCGUGAACACCAGCUGCUUACCGCUGGAGGAUACACAAUAUGCACCAAGUGACUCUAACUCACAUACUGUGAAACUAUUCGGUAAAAGCGCAUUAAAGGGCUCGAAGGUAGCGCUCAUCAUUAGGCUAAUCAAGACUUCCAAGGGUAUCGCCAUGAAGGCGCAAGGAAGGGCUGAAGACGCCGUGCUAUGUUCGGAUCUUGUCAAUGGACUGAUGUAG
Torulaspora globosa is the source of this 2805-nucleotide messenger RNA. RefSeq names its product coatomer subunit gamma (gene SEC21). Lineage: Eukaryota; Fungi; Ascomycota; Saccharomycetes; Saccharomycetales; Saccharomycetaceae. Bases 1 to 2805 code for a protein of 934 amino acids. Gene Ontology annotation, biological process: intracellular protein transport; intra-Golgi vesicle-mediated transport; endoplasmic reticulum to Golgi vesicle-mediated transport. The record is from RefSeq and is a predicted model, not a curated record. Gene Ontology annotation, molecular function: structural molecule activity. The transcript has a single exon. Gene Ontology annotation, cellular component: endoplasmic reticulum; Golgi membrane; endoplasmic reticulum-Golgi intermediate compartment.